Pomacea canaliculata is the source of this 4353-nucleotide messenger RNA. RefSeq names its product angiopoietin-1-like. Lineage: Eukaryota; Metazoa; Mollusca; Gastropoda; Architaenioglossa; Ampullariidae. Bases 1267 to 3069 code for a protein of 600 amino acids. The transcript is spliced from 9 exons. The record is from RefSeq and is a predicted model, not a curated record.
UUCAAAUCUUAUGCUCCACAGUCAAGUGCACUAGCUACCAGGCUCAGAAGCUGCUCAGAGAAGUAAACGCAAAGAAACAGGGACUCUGUUGGUCUCUUGCGCGAGCUCUGGUACCUGCUGGAUCACGUGACAUGAAUCAGCAGUCCAUUAAGAAUGUAAUUAUGUGAGGCGUAGUGGAUAGCUGAAGCUGCUCAGAGGCUCUCCGUGUGGCUGAAUAAAAUGAAGCUGGCGCUCUGAGGCUGGCACGAGACAGAUUUCACUGGGGAUAACAAGCAGAACAGGCGGUUUCCCUCACCGACCGAAGAAGCGUGGUCGGGUCAAAGAAAACAUUUAACUGGACAUAACAUUUAUACUUGUACCCGUUGGCAUUCACCUAGACAACAAGAGCACCGUUUAUGCAGACCGUAUAACAUUUUUUUAAAAUUUCCGGACCGACAAGUUCUAUCGUAAUUUCGGGCAAAGCAAUAAACAACUUUCCAAGGCAGAGUGCUUGGUGCAACGGAUAUCGUGUAGAGAAAACUGGCGUGGAAACUGCCCAGCAAUUCCUACCCGAAAGCCCUAAUCGAUGGAACAUUACGUGGUUCAAAACUGACAGACGGAAUAGAACAUGAUGCAGAAAUGUAAAAGUGAAGGGAGAAGGGGAGAAGAGAAGGGUGUCGGUCUAAACAGGAAAGAGAAUUAAGAACGGAGAAAAAUAGAAACCGGCAGAAGGUGAGGUAAGGCGUUUUCUACGCGCCUGGGGACAUCACUCUCAUUACACGUGGAUGAACAGGCCUUAAUUACCUGUCCUUGCCCAGAAAUUUGCCGAUAAAUAAUUUAUUGCCGCCGGGCGCCAAUCUUGCACGCCCCGCACGUUCGUCUGUUUGCAGGUCUCGCGCGGAGGAAUAACUGAUCCGUUCUUGAUGCCCUGCUUACAGGCACUCAAGAGUUAUGGUGACGGGGGGUGAUGGUGAGUGGGGGGAGAGGUCCGGUGGAGGGUCGGACGUGUUGUUUGUGAAUGCAGUGCCCCAAGCCGCAGUGCACUAGCGGCUAUGUGUUUUGGUCGCUGUUCGUGGCAAAGAAAGAAAGAGUUGAGUUUGGAGAAGCGUUGUUGGUAAGCCUGUCAAAAAAGAACGAAACAAAAAAAUCAAAUGAGUUCUGAGGAGUGGCAGCCUAGACCCAAGAAACUUGUUUGCAGUUAGCUACCUUCUUGUCUGGGUUGUGACAUUUGUGAGAGUCAGUUUUCUGCGGUGCAGUACUGAAAAUGUUUUCGCCUUCUCGUCAGUGAUGACGAUGGGGACGAGGAAGACGACGACAACGAUAACAUUCACGUAUCAGAAGGAGUGGCGAGUUUGCCUAGGUAUGUCUUCCCUCGCACCGUCCCCGCGACCGUCACAGGCCUACAUGACGUCAGCGUGGCCUUUGUGGCUGGUUGUGAUCGCGCUGCUGGUCACGUGUGAGUUGGGUCACGGUCAGCACAGUUUCCAGAGCGACUCUUCGGUCUGCAGCUCCACCUUCAACGUGUGGAAGCCCGAGCAGGAUGUCCUGCGGCGUCUGGAGGUCACACAACUGCAGAUCCAGAACUUGUCUUCGUUCUGUCAGGCCUUGGCCGCCAGGUCAGAGUUCAGGGCACUGGAGCAGCUGCAGGAGGUGCACAACCUGAGCUGGCGGCUGGAGCGCGAGGUGCUGGGAAUGCAGGUCACGCAGGUCAACGGUCAACUACAGGCCACAAAAAUGGCGGCGGAGGUCACCAACCUGCGGCGGGAACUGGACAACUCCAACCGCCGCUUGGACGACCUGGAGCUGGACCUGUACAUGCUGCGAACGCGCAUGCGCGACGGGGCGCCCAGAUAUGAACGGGAGCAGAUCGGCAGUGACAUGGUGUCGUUGCUGAAGACUAGUGUCGGCGACCUGAAGGCCGAAUGGCUGCUCAUGAAACGCGAGAUCGAGGCUCUCAAGUCCGACACGAGCCGUCUGUCCAGGCAGCAGGAGGACAAGACUAACAGCAGCAGUCAGUUCCAGGAGGAGGUACGGCGGUGUGCGGCUGACUUGCAGGGCCUCAACAAACGCUCGCUGCGUGGCGAGGACCUCUUGCUCAAGCUGGAGGGCAGGGUCUCCAAAGUCAUGACUGACUUUGAGGAGAUGAAGGACUCUUUGCUUGACUUGAAGAUGGAAACAGAAGAACAAAGGGGUGAACUAACAACGGUGACAGCUGGAAAUAUUCGCCUGCAGAAGAUCCUGCACGAGCUGCAGCUGGAGUCCAAUCGGCUGCGGGAACGGCAGGACGUCAUAACCGGAAAUGCUAUUAGCGGAGGGAGGAAGCAGGAAGGUCACGGGGAGAGCCAGACCGACUUGGUGAUACAAAGUUCUGUCGGCGAAGACUUCAUUGCCAGAGACUGCCACGAGCUUUACCAGAUCGGACGGCGCACCAGCAGCGUCUAUUACAUCCAGCCCAAGGGUGCUCCCUACCUGACGCCCGUCUACUGCCUGAUGCUCAACGGUACUGGUUACACGGUAAUCCAGCGACGCCUUGACGGCCUGCUUAACUUCAACCGCCGGUGGCUUGAAUACCAGCACGGCUUCGGCAACCCCUACAGCGAGUUCUGGCUGGGCAACGACUUCCUGCACUUGCUCACCAACCAGAAGCAUUACAUUCUCCGUGUAGAUCUUCUUGACUGGGAAGGGAAAAGGUCAGUACUGGAGAAGGUGGAUUGUCUCCCGCAAAGCGACGGUCAGUUCUGGGCGGAGUACUCGCAGUUCUCCGUGGCCGACGCCAGCGACAGCUACCGCCUAGCUGUCAGCGGCUUCUCUGGCGACGCCGGCGACUCGUUGGGCUACCACGACAGCAUGGCUUUCUCCACCGAGGACGUGGACAACGACUUGCACACGCGGCACUGCGCAGCCGAGAACCAGGGCGGCUGGUGGUUUAACUCCUGCUUCUCCAGCAACCUCAACGGCGUGUACCACCGAGGCUGGUACUCAAAGGCCUCCUCCAGCUACUCCGAUGGCGUCGUGUGGUUCACACUCAAGAACUCCGAGUUCUAUUCUCUGAGAGGAGCGCAGAUGAUGUUAAAACCCAAGACGCCCUAAUAUCGUCAACGUGCCGGUACACAAAGGUCAUCGCUACACCCGUCUUCUUGUAACUGGUUCUUUUUCUUCCCAUCCCAUCCUCUACCACAGCCCGCUCACGAAACGUUGUGCUUGAAAAAACCAAGUUACCGAUCGAAGAACUAUGAUAAUGACAUUAUUUCACUUCCUUGAUUGGUUUCCUUCUUGUCUUUUAUUAUUCGUACUUAUUUCAUUAUUUCCGUUCUUCUCUGUGAAUAUUUGUAGCUGCAAAAUCCAAUUUCUAUAACCAGUUUUAUAAGUGUAGCAGUGUUUUCAUUAUCUUAUUUCUCUUUCUUAUCAUCGUCGUCCUUAGAUAUUGCGCUGCAGGGGCACGAUGCAUUGCUUUGUGAGAACAAGCAGCGCAGUCAAUCGAAGAGGGAUAUAUAGGCUUACAGUUGCCUCCUGGUCGGAGGUCACUGGUUGUUCUUGGACGUGUACAUCGCUUAGACAAGAAACAUUUCAGCUCGUAUUUUAUCUGCCUCUUGAACAUUUUUUUAUCGCGAUUAUACCAGGAGUGAUCUGCUCCUGAAUGAAAAUAAGGAAAUAAGAUUGACCAACAAGUAAACAAUAAAUUAAAGAGUGGAAAUGAACAAAGAAAAUAUUUGAUGGUCACUAGAUGGCCUUUAUCGUUCAUUUUCUUCUCUUGCGAAUCUGCUAAUAUCCCUUUCCCCUUUCCUGUCCGACUUGGUGGACGAGGGGAGAUAGCAUAGUUUGUCUUCUUUGUGUCCUAGCAAGGAUCCUUUCUCUCAUGCAAAAAUCAGUGUAAUAUUUUGGGGCCAGGGUCUGCUAGACAUGCGAUCCCCAUAUAUGGGAUCGUAGCAGAAAGUGGACUUAACUGGAAUAAAUCCACAUGAAAAAUAUCCAUAACCGAUUGACAAUUUAAUCCGAAGAGGUGUUUAUAAGCUGAUUAUUACUUAGAAUGUAUGUCUAGUCUGUUUUAUCUUGCUGUUAUUAUCUAGUAAGUGAAAAAAAGUGUCCAACUUGUAAACUGGAUGUACAUUUGGGUAGAGUUCCACCCAGCAUCUGCUAUUUUUUGUGAGCAGAGAUUGAAAUAAUGUCUACUUCAGAAGUAUGCAUUGUCUUCAGAACUCAAAUGAUGUGUCCUUCUCUGAUAUGCUUGAGCUUUAAUAUGUGGAAAGGUGAAGCACAGAGAGGCAAUACUUAUCUAAGCUAAAUGUUUCAUAUUUGUGUUGAAUUUAGACUUUACUAAAAAAAAAAUAAUAAUAAAAAUAAAGCAUGUGCUGUAAAAUGCACACAUGACCUUAA